Messenger RNA from Anopheles funestus (African malaria mosquito), 911 nucleotides. RefSeq names its product ejaculatory bulb-specific protein 3-like. The record is from RefSeq and is a predicted model, not a curated record. Bases 167 to 538 code for a protein of 123 amino acids. The transcript is spliced from 3 exons. NCBI's taxonomy places the organism in Eukaryota, Metazoa, Arthropoda, Insecta, Diptera, Culicidae.
GUCCGGCGGUAGCGCUUAGUAGUGACCGAUAGAGAGUUGCGUACGGAGGUAACCGUGAUUGGCACGAUCGAAAACGAAAGUGAAAACAUCGCCGCGAAAAAGUAGCCACAGAGGUUGAACAAAAAGAACUACGAAGCACGUAAAAGUAACAAAGCCAACAAAAGCAAUGAAGCACAUGACAAUGGUUGCCAUUUUGGCGAUGGUGGUAGUGGUGGCCAGCGCCCAGAAGUACACCGACAAGUUCGACAACAUCGAUGUUGACCGUGUGCUGUCAAACGAUCGAAUUCUCAACAACUACCUCAAGUGUCUGCUCGAUAAGGGACCAUGUACCCAGGAAGGUCGUGAGCUGAAGAAAACACUACCCGACGCACUGAAAACCAACUGCGAGAAGUGUAGCGAGAAGCAAAGGACAAGCUCCCGCAAGGUAAUCGCCCAUCUCGAGGACCGUAAGCCACAGGAAUGGAAGAAACUGCUUGACAAGUACGACCCGGAAGGUAUCUACAAGAGCAAGUUCGAGAAGCUCAACAAGCGAUCUUAGAGAGCGAGAGAGCGGGGACAAUCUACCCCCUUUGGUUCAGCUUUUCCAGCAACGCCGUACAUUUUGUUGGAUCAUGAAGGGACAUGGAAGUGAGGACGUUUUUUUUUCGUUUGUUUGAAGAAUGUGAUAUAAUUGUGCGCAAGAAAGACCGAAAACAUCUAUUCCGGGAGCAAGUUGUAGCGUAGCAGUUGCUAAAGCCCAGCCCAGGGUUUUUGAGGAUGCAUUUUUGUUGUUUGAAAAUUUAUACUCAUUUUGAACACAGUAGUUCCUCACGGCUAUAGGGAAAGAAAAAGAUACAGACAGACAGACAUGGGUAGCUAGUGUAACGAGCCAUAAUUUAUUUGAUUUGCUAUCCGUGAAUUGAUAAUAAAAA